Messenger RNA from Odobenus rosmarus divergens (Pacific walrus), 1587 nucleotides. It is a transcript of the gene IL1RAPL2, whose product is annotated as interleukin 1 receptor accessory protein-like 2. Gene Ontology annotation, biological process: signal transduction. The transcript has 7 exons. The record is from RefSeq and is a predicted model, not a curated record. Bases 1 to 1419 code for a protein of 472 amino acids. Lineage: Eukaryota; Metazoa; Chordata; Mammalia; Carnivora; Odobenidae.
AUGUCUCUGUUGGCUGUUUGCCACAAAGCCACUCCCAUUGGCCUAGGAACCUUAGCUUUACUCACAGACAAGCCUCCCAAGCCAUUGUUCCCCAUGGAGAAUCAGCCAAGUGUUAUAGAUGUCCAGCUGGGUAAGCCUCUGAACAUCCCUUGCAAAGCAUUCUUUGGAUUCAGUGGAGAGUCCGGGCCAAUGAUCUACUGGAUGAAAGGGGAGAAGUUUAUUGAAGAACUGGCAGGGCACAUUAGAGAAGGUGAAAUAAGGCUCCUCAAAGAGCAUCUUGGAGAAAAAGAAGUUGAAUUGGCACUCAUCUUUGAUUCAGUGGUGGAGGCUGACCUGGCAAAUUAUACCUGCCAUGUGGAAAACCGAAAUGGACGGAAACAUGCCAGUGUUCUGCUACGUAAAAAGGAUUUAAUCUACAAAAUUGAACUUGCAGGAGGCCUGGGAGCAAUCUUCCUCCUCCUUGUACUGCUUGUGGUCAUCUACAAAUGCUACAAUAUUGAGUUGAUGCUCUUCUACCGACAGCAUUUUGGAAGUGAUGAAACUACCAAUGACAACAAAGAAUAUGAUGCCUAUCUGUCUUACACAAAAGUGGACCAAGAUACUUUAGACUGUGACAAUCCUGAAGAAGAGCAGUUUGCUCUUGAAAUACUGCCAGAUGUCCUGGAAAAACACUAUGGAUAUAAACUCUUCAUCCCAGAAAGGGACCUGAUUCCAAGUGGAACAUACAUUGAAGAUCUCACAAGAUGUGUUGAGCAAAGCAGAAGACUUAUUAUCGUGCUAACUCCAGACUAUACUCUCAGACGAGGAUGGAGUAUUUUCGAAUUGGAAAGCAAACUCCAUAACAUGCUAGUCAGUGGAGAAAUCAAAGUGAUUUUGAUUGAGUGUACAGAAUUAAAAGGAAAGGUGAAUUGCCAGGAAGUGGAAUCACUAAAGCGCAGCAUCAAACUUCUGUCCUUGAUCAAGUGGAAGGGACCCAAAAGCAGCAAAUUAAAUUCUAAGUUUUGGAAGCAACUAGUGUAUGAAAUGCCCAUCAAGAAAAAAGAAAUGCUCUCUCGGUGCCAUGUUCUGGACUCUGCAGAACAAGGACUUUUUGGAGAACUCCAGCCUAUACCCUCUAUUGCCAUGACCAGUACCUCGGCCUCUCUGGUGUCAUCUCAAGCUGAUCUCCCUGAUUUCCACCAUUCAGAUUCAAUGCAAAUGAGACACUGUUGCAGAGGUUACAAACACGAGAUGCCAACCACCACCUUGCCAGUACCUUCCUUAGGCAACCACCAUACUUAUUGCAACCUGCCUCUGGCACUACUCAAUGGACAGCUGCCACUUAGUAAUACCCUGAAAGAUAACCAGGAACUUCAUAGGAACAAUUCCCUGCUACCUUUAUCAUCCAAAGAGCUUAGCUUCACCAGUGAUAUUUGGUAGUAAAAACUCUGAAGUCCUCUGAACAGCUAUGUGAGCAUACAGAAUUUCUGCUUUACCAAGCAUAAAGUACACCUAAUAACAUUGAGGUGCUGAAAAAGUGUUCAAAGUAAAAGGCACAGAAUCCCUUUUGUACUUAAAAUUUUUGUUUACAUUUCCAGAAUAGUGGGG